AUGGCAUAAAUUUCAUAAAAGCAAAGAGGUGUCUUUUCUGAAGUGUUAGACCCUACUUUACCUAGUGAAUACAAUGUCAAGAAUUACAAUCAGGGUCCAUCACCUGAUUUAAUCAUGACAACCAUAAGUCGAUAAACAAUUCCUAAGGCAAUCUCCUUGCAACGGUUACAAACAUCAAGCUCCAGUAGACAGCAAUUGCGAUCUGAUUUAGCAUCUCGACAAGUACCAAGGAAUCAGUUGAAGACAAGACAAAAAAACGAACAAGUUACAAGUGUGGAACCCAAAGUAAAUUACUUAGUGGCAUUUUUAGGUGAUAUUACCCUAUGAUCCUAUUCCUGGUGAAGUCCCAAGGAAAGUGGCUAUUGAUAGAAAAAGAAAGGAGUUUCGAUCUCUUGAUUUUAAUAGAUUACUUCAAGAAGCUGGAAUUGAUUUUAAAUAAAAGGAUUAAAGUGUAGAGUGGUUGAAACUUGAAUAUUUUGAUGAUACUACAUACGAUGACAACAGUAAUGAAGAUUGGAUAAGGAGAGAAGAGGAUGAAGAAGGAAUCAAACAUCCCCUUUUAGGUUUAGGAUUGAGAGGAGAUGAAUAUUAAUACAUGGAAAUAUUGGAGUACAAGGAUGAUAAAUUUAUAGGCAAAUGGUUGAAAGAUGAUGUUAAAUUAGAAUUGCAUAGAUUAUACAUUUGUUUUGAUGCAGAAGAUCCACGUAAGUAUGUCAAAAGAUUGAAGAAUGCAUUUUAAUAGAGGAUAUUUGCUGAUGCUCUAGUUAGAUACAACUAUUACAUUGAUAACAUGUCCUUGUUUGAUCUCAGUGAAUUGGACAAUGAAUAAAAGAAACGAAUUGAACAGAAUGCAAAGACCAAGAAACUAGAAGCUAUGGAAACUACUUAAUUACUUCUUGAAGUUAAUAUGGAUUUCCAGAGAACUAUGAAUAAAAUCAUAUUCGAUAAAUACUUAGAUGAUGAGUAACAAGAUGAGAACUAUCCAAAAUUGAGAUUGCCUGCAAAAGAGAAAAAGAAAGAUGUUCGUUAUUAUGGCUGGAUGGAACUUGAAGCAUCCAAAGGAGUCAUGGAAAAAUGGAUGUUCAAAUAUGAUGAACCAUUCAUCAGAAAACCUUUGACUUUUGAUGAAUUAAAUAAGAAUUUCGGAUUUUCCACUCUAUAUGUCAGUUAAGAAGUCGUCAAGGCUUUAUAAGAUAUCAGACAUGAAUGCAAUUAAGUUUUAAAAGAGAGUUUAUUUGAUUUUUCUAAAAGAGAAGGUGCACUACAUUUAGAUGAAUUCAAGCACAUGCAAGAAAAUGCAACUACAUCAUUGAUGUAUCAAUUAAAAGGAACAUGGGUGCCUACUAUGAUCAAAAUUAUCAAAGAUAGGUUUGCUGAAAUCGGAAAGGGAUGGUUCAAUAUGAAAGAAACAUCUAAAAUCACAUAUGACUUUGGUAAAUUGAAGCGUAUGUUAACAGUUAUUAGGUUGAUGAUGCAAGACACAAUUACAACACUCAUGAAAUCUAAUUUCGAUAGGUAUUAAAAGACAAUCUAAAGCAAUAUACCUGUAAAUGUAGAUAUUAAAAACACAGAUUGGGUAUUGAAUAAAUAUGAUGAUGGAUUUCUGGCAGAUAAUAGAAUAUAAGUUUUUAGUCAUGAUAGAAAACUACCCUUAUUUUAGAUAGAACUAUUAGCAAAAGAUGAUUUCUUCUAGUACACCACUAAUCCAACUUUAUAUGUCUUAAUAUCGUUGCAAGCCAUGAAGAAGGCUGUUGAUGAAAUGGCGAAGAUUCCAGAUUUAGAGCCAAGAAUCUUGUCUGAUUUACAUAAAUCUCAGAAACUAGAAACUUUCAUUAAGGCCCCAAUGAUGCCAAUAUAAGAACCUGUGGAACCAGAUCCAAAUGAAAGACCCAGGAAAUUUGCAGAUGAAAAUAAAUGGGUUUGGGAUACUUAUUAUUGUGUGAAAGCAUCAAUUGAAGAUGCAUUAAAGCCAUUAGAGUAAUAUAAGACUGUUUUUAAUAAAUACAUUCCAGUCUUAAAAUUGAGACCAGACGAUGUGGCAAGAGACAUUGAAUUAGAAGAUCCUCCAAGAGAAUUUGAAUCAAUUCGUGAUGAGAUUAUUAAAGCAACUACAAAGGAAAAAUAAUUAAAUGAGGAAAUUUUGGAUUCAAUUCAUGUAGGAAUGUUCGAAAUUCAUUUGAAUGAAGCCAAAGGAAUAUUGAUAGAACGAUACUAGGCACUAUAGAAAAAUCUUAUUGAUCUUAUUGCUAGAAGAGCUAGAAAUACUAGUAUUAGAAUAUUUUAAGAAUUUGGGGAUAUCAAGAAGACAAUUCUUGAAGAACCAGAUACAAUAGAAAAGUUGACCAUAUUAAAGGAAUAUAUAGGUAAUUUACCAUAGGAGCUGGAGAAGAUGAAAGUUAAAAUGAAUUAAUUGUUUGAUGUGUUCAAAAUGUUGGAGGAAUUCAAUUACAGAUUUCCUUUGGAUGAUUUCCAAAGAAGGUGGAAGAUUUUUGGAAGUCCGAAGGAAAUAAAGGAGAUGGUUGAGGUGAGAAAUGGAUAAUUGGAGAAAUUGAAAGUUAAGUUCUCAGAUGAUGCAAAGGUUCAACAAGAAGAUUUUAGAGAGUAGAUCGAAAAUUUGGAGAGAACUAUCUAAGAGUUUCAUAAACAUCAGGAUGUGAGUAAGAAUAAGGAUAUGGCUGAAGUGGUUGAAUAUGUGAUGAAAUAAAUAAGUGAAUUUUAGGAAUAAGCUAGUAAAUUCAAUAUGCAAGAGGCAUUAUUUGAUAAACCACAAACUGAUUAUUCUAAAUUGAACUCAAUGGCUAGGGAAUUCAAACCCUAUUAUGAUUUAUGGUCAAGUACUUAUAAAUUUAAGAGCGGCAUCAAAUUAUGGUUGAAUGAUGAUUUCAUGAAUGUUGAUGCUGAUGAGUGUGAAAGGAUUGUUGAAGAGGGUGUUAAAAAUAUCUAGACUGCUAUGAGAACAAUUCAAGUGACAGGUAUCCAGAAGAUUGCUGAGGCAGUAAAAGCAGAGAUUGAUGAAUUUAGACCCAAAGUGCCAUUGUUGUCAGCUCUUAGGAAGAAAGGUAUGACUGUUAGACAUUGGACAUAAGUCUCUUAAUUAAAGGGUCUAGCUCAAGUCAUCAAUCCAGAUGAGUAGGACUUCAAUUUUUAGAAGAUUUUGAAUGCUGGGUUCAUGGAUGUGAUUGAUAAGGUUGUUAAUAUUGGAGAAACUGCUAGCAAAGAAUACCAAAUAGAAAUGAUGCUUGACAAUAUGCUUAAUGCAUGGGAGAAUAUUAAAUUUCAAUGCGUUCAAUACAAAAACACAUUUAUUCUUAAAGGAUUCGAUGAAAUUCAAAUUGUCUUGGAUGAACACAUUAUUAAUACUUCAGCUAUGGUAUUCUCUCCAUUUAAGAAAUUCUUCGAAGAAAGAAUCAGUGAAUGGGAUAAGUCAUUGAGAAAGAUUCAAGAUAUACUAGAAGAAUGGGCUAAAUUUUAGUAAUAAUGGAUGUAUUUGCAACCCAUAUUUGAUUCUCAAGACAUUGCUAAGUAACUACCUGCAGAAACAAAGAAAUUUAAAACAGUUGAUUAAACCUGGAGAACUACAGUGACUCAAGCCAAGGCCAAAGAGAAAGUAUUGGAUGUUUGCAUUGAGGAUGGGUUGUGGGAAAGGUUGCAUGAAGCCAAUAAGACAUUGGAAAUGGUUCAAAAGGAAUUGAACAAUUAUUUGGAAAAGAAAAGAGAGAAGUUUGCAAGAUUUUACUUUUUGUCUAAUGAUGAAUUAUUGGAAAUUCUAUCCUAAACCAAAGAACCAACAGCAGUCUAACCUCAUCUUAAGAAAGUCUUUGAGAAUAUCAACUCGAUAGAAUUUGAUAAGGAUAAGAAAAUCCAUGCCAUGUUUUCAGCUGAAAAAGAGAAAGUACCUUUUGUCAAAAUAGUGGAUCCAAACAAAAAGAAUGUUGAAGAAUGGAUGAAUGAAGUUGAAAAUAUGAUGAGAUUAUCAGUUAGAUAGGCAUUAAUGGUUAGUAUUGAAAAUUACACACAAGUAAAGAGAGAAGAAUGGGUUCUGAGACAUCCAGGUUAAUGUGUAUUGAAUGGAUCAUAAGUGCAUUGGACAAAAGAAGUAGAAACAGCAAUUGAUUCACAGAAUCUUAAAGGAUAUUUCAAGAGAUUGGAAGAUCAACUAGGGUCAUUAGUUGAUUUGGUUAGAACUAAAUUAUCAAAGUAAGCAAUGGUUACAAUAAAUGCUUUGAUUGUUAUUGAUGUGCAUGCCAAAGAUGUUGUAUAGAAGAUGGUGGAUAGUGAGGUAUAUGACAAAUUCGCCUUUGAAUGGAUAUCGCAAUUAAGAUACUAUUGGGAAAAUCAAUUAGUAGAUUUUGAUUGUUGGGUCAAAUGUGUAUAAACCAAUUUCCCAUAUGGUUAUGAAUAUCUGGGAAAUACACUCAGAUUAGUUAUUACACCUUUGACUGAUAAAUGUUAUAUGACCUUAAUGGGUGCUUUAAGAUUGAAUUUGGGAGGAGCUCCAGCAGGUCCAGCUGGUACUGGUAAAACUGAAUCAACCAAGGAUUUGGCAAAAGCUUUGGCAAAAUAAUGUGUGGUGUUUAAUUGUUCAGACUCUAUGGAUUUUAUUAUGGUUGGCAAGUUCUUUAAGGGAUUAGCAUCUGCUGGUGCUUGGGCUUGUUUUGAUGAAUUCAAUCGUAUCAAUAUUGAAGUGUUAUCAGUUAUUGCAUAAUAAUUGUUGGUGUUAUUUGGAGAAAAAGCUAAAGGAACGCCCUAAGUAGAAUUUGAAGGUUCAUUCAUUAAAAUUUUACCUACUUUUUCAGUGUUUAUUACAAUGAAUCCUGGUUAUGCUGGAAGAACAGAAUUACCUGAUAAUUUAAAGGCACUCUUUAGACCAGUGGCUAUGAUGGUUCCAGAUUAUGCUAUGAUUGGUGAAAUUAUGCUCUAUUCAUUUGGGUUUAAAUUAGGUAGAGAUCUAUCUAAAAAGAUGGUUACUACAUUCAAAUUGAGUUCAGAAUAAUUGUCAUCUCAGGAUCAUUACGAUUAUGGUAUGAGAGCAGUAAGAUCUGUGAUAAAUGCAGCAGGUCUAUUGAAAGUGUAAUUCCCAGAUAUGAAUGAAGAAUAACUAUUAUUAAGAGCACUAAGAGAUGUAAAUGUUCCCAAAUUUUUGAAAGACGAUUUACCAUUAUUUGAAAACAUCAUAUCAGAUUUAUUCCCUGGAUUGGAGAGACCAUAAUAUGAUUAUGGUAAGUUGAUUCCAGAAUUAUCAUUGUAAUGCGAGAAAUAUGUGUUCAAGGAAUAACCGUAUCCUGUUCAACCUGUACAACCAUUCAUUGACAAAGUACUCUAACUCUAUGAUACGAUAUAAGUCAGACAUGGAUUGAUGUUGGUGGGUCCAACAGGAGGUGGCAAAACAACUAAUUACUAAAUCCUCUCAAAAUCAAUGACAAAGUUAGGAGAAGCCAAUGGUUUUUAUAAAGUACACACCCACAUAUUGAAUCCUAAAUCAAUUACUAUGGGUUAGUUAUAUGGUCAAUUCAACGAAUAGACUCAUGAAUGGACUGAUGGAGUCUUGGCCUAUAUGGUGAGAGAAGCUGUUAAAGACACAAGCUCAGACAGACAUUGGAUAAUGUUUGACGGACCUGUUGAUGCUUUGUGGAUAGAAUCCAUGAAUACUGUAUUGGAUGACAACAAGAAAUUGUGUUUGAAUAGUGGUUAAAUCUUGACAUUGACUCAAUACAUGACAAUGAUGUUUGAGGUCGAAGAUUUGGCUGUCGCUUCACCAGCCACUGUCUCAAGAUGUGGUAUGGUUUACAUGGAGCCUAGAGCUAUGGGUAUACAACCAUUAAUUGAUUCCUAUGUUUAACGGUUUCCUAGCAACAUUAAAAAUAAAAAGAAAGAAGUCUUGAACAACUUGACUAAGUGGUUCUAGCAAUAUGUGGACGAGGCACUUGAAUUUACAUACAAGCAUUGUAAAGAGGUUAUUCCUACAAUGAGAAACAAUUUGGUUUAAUCACAACAGAGAAUUAUUGAUAGUUUGAUUUCCCCUUAUGUUGAAACUGAAAUUAAAAAAGUCUCAGUUGAUGAACUUGAUCAAUUGAACCAGAACAUUGAAUACUACUUCCAUUAUUCAUUGGUUUGGAGCAUUAUGGUAACAGGAGAUUUCUAAAGUAGAUAAAAAUGUGAUAAGUUCCAUAGAUAAUAGAUGUAAAAAUACAGGGCCAACUUUGAAUAUCCAAAAGAGGGUUUGAUCUAUGAUUACUAAGUAAAUUUAUAACCUUGGAGUGAUGCAUAUUAAUCAUUCGAAAUUGAUUAGAAAUUAUAAUUCCAUGAAAUUGUGAUUCCUACCACUGAUUCCACUCGUAAUAUGUAUUUGAUGAAAUUGCUACUAACUAAUAAUUUCCAUGUGUGUUGCCCAGGACCAACAGGUACAGGUAAAUCAUAGAAUUCAUAUCAAUUAUUGAUUAUGGGCAUGCCUGAAGAUUUUCAAUAUGUUCCCUUAACUUUUAGUGCUUAGACAUCAGCAAAUCAAACACAAGAUACAAUUGACUCUUGGAUUGACAAAAGAAGAAAAGGAGUUAGAGGGCCACCAGUCGGAAAGAGAUAAGUUAUUUUCGUGGAUGAUCUAAACAUGCCCAAGAAAGAAGAGUACGGUGCUUAACCACCAAUAGAAUUGAUCAGAUAAAUAUUGGAUCAUUAAGGCUGGUAUAAUAGAUAAGAUCUGCAAUUUGUCAAAUUAGAAGGUUUGCUCAUCCUGUCUGCAAUGGGACCCCCUGGUGGUGGUAGAAGUAAUAUUACAGGUAGAGCUGUUAGACACUUUAAUGUCUUAGCAUACACAGAAUUGGAUGAGGAUGUCAUUAAAUCAAUAUUUUCAAAAAUUGUUUAAUUUUUCUACAAGAAAUUCAGUGAGUCAGUUCAAAUGUUACAGAUGCAACUUAUUAAUAGUGUGUUAAGCAUUUAUAAUUCAGUCAGAAGAGACUUGUUGCCUACUCCAUCAAAAAGUCAUUACACCUUCAAUCUCAGAGACAUAAACAAAGUGUUUUAAGGAAUUUGCAGUAUCUUACCUAAGAACUGCUAAGAGCCUGCCCAAUUAGUUAAACUUUGGUAUCAUGAGAAUAUGAGAGUAUUCCAUGAUAGAUUAAUUAAUGAAUAGGAUCGAGUCUAUUUCAAAUAACUACUCACUCAAUUCUUCGUUGAUUUUGGAUUGAAACAGGAAGAAGUAUUAGAUUAGGAGAGGAUCAUCUUUUGUGAUUUUCUAGGUAACAGAGACUUGGAUGUAAGGCCAUAUGUUUAAGUAUAAGGAGAUCUUCAAUAUUUUGUGGGUUAGAUGGAAGAAUUAUUGGAUCAAUACAACAAGGAUGUUGGAAGUGGCAAGAAAUAGAUGAAAUUAGUUAUGUUCUUGGAUGCUUGUGAACACAUAACAAGAAUUAGUAGAAUUCUAAGACAACCUGGUGGAAAUGCUUUAUUGCUUGGUAUUGGUGGUAGUGGUAGAUAAUCAUUAACUAAGAUGGGUACAUAUUUGUAGAAUUACAAAUUACAAUAGAUUGAGGUUCUUAAGAAUUAUAAUAUGAGAGCUUGGAGAGAUGAUGUUAAGAAGAUAAUUAUGUUGGCCGGUGUUGAAAAUAAAUGUGUUUCAUUUGUAUUUGUGGAUACUCAAAUCAUCAAUGAAUAGAUGUUGGAAGAUAUCAAUGGUAUUUUGAAUUCCGGAGAUGUGACAAAUCUCUAUAACGACAAAGAUAAUGAGGACAUUACAUAGGCUUGCAAAGCAGAAUGUAUUAAAAAAGGACUUCCUCCUAAUAGAAUGAAUAUAUUCUCUGUCUAUUUGGCAAGAGUCAAAAAGAAUAUGCAUAUGGUUAUAGCCAUGUCACCAAUAGGAGAUGCAUUUACUACAAGAUUAAGAAUGUUCCCAUCUUUAGUGAACUGUUGCACUAUUGAUUGGUUUACUGAGUGGCCAGAGGAAGCACUUGAAGGUGUUGGUAGAGGAUAACUUGUAGAAGUGGCUUAACAAUUAGAUUUAGAUAUAAAAAAUACAAGAUUAGUAGAUAUGUUUAAGUAUAUGCAUAAAUUUGUUGAAAAAUUAUCAUUGCAAUAUAAGUCUGAACUUAGAAGGAUUAAUUAUGUUACUCCUACAUCUUAUCUAGAAUUAUUGAGUUUAUAUAUCAAUAUUGUACAAGAUAAAAGAAAUGACUUAAAGGCUUAGAUUCUUAGACUGAAAAAUGGUUUGGAUAAAUUAUAAGAUGCCAACAAGGCUGUUGCUGAAAUGAAAAUAGUCUUGGAGAAAAUGCAGCCAGAAUUAGAAUAAGCAUAGAUUGAAACAACCAAAAUGAUGGAGCAUCUGAAAGUGGAAAAAGAAGAAGCUGAUUAAACGUAAAGAGUUGUUGCAGUGUAAGAAGCUGAAGCCACUCAAUAAGCUAGAGAAGCCAAUUAAGUUGCUCAAGAGGCAGCUGAAAGAGUCAGAGUUGCAAACGAAGAAUUAGCCCAAACAUUACUGAAAGUGAAAGAAUUGUAGAAGGAUCACUUAGUUGAAUUGAAAUCAUUAUCAUCUCCCCCUGAGGCUGUCAAAGUGGUUUUAGCAGGUGUUGUGAUACUCACAACAGAUUAUAUUAAGAAAUCUGGAGGUGAAAUUAUAACUCAGCCAGUUCCUAAUUAAAUUGGUAAGAAGGAAGAGAAUUACUUUGAAACAGCCAAAAAAUAUUUACUUAAUGAUGUAAACUCAUUGCUACAAAUGUUGUUGGAGAAGUUUGAUAAAGAAAAUAUUAAUCCAGCUGCUAUAAUUAAGAUGGAAUAGAAGGUUACAUGUCAUCCUAAAUUCAAUUAGAAUGAUGCAUUCCAAGGAUCAAAAGCUACAGGUUAUUUGUUUGGAUGGUGUAAAUGUAUGUAUGACUUCUACAAAGUGUAUACUGAAACUAAACCCUUAAGAGAAAAGCUAGCACUUAUGACCAAAAUUGUGGAAGAUAAAAACAGAGAAUUAGCAAUUAAGAAAAAGGAAUUGGAUGAGAUUAAUGCAAAGAUAAGAGAAUUGUAAAGAGUUUUCGAUGAUAAAAAGAAAUAAUAAGAAGAUUUAUAGAAGAAGAUUAAAGAGUGUGAAGUCAAAUUGGAAAGAGCUUAAAAGUUGACUGAAGGAUUGAGUGAUGAAAAGGAGAGAUGGGCAAAAGAUAUUGAAAGUCUUACUAAUAGUGGUGGUCUAAUACCUGGUAAUUCUAUUAUAGCUGCAGGAAUGGUUGCUUACUCUGGACCUUUUGUAUCGUAAUAUCGUAUCAGAAUGGAAUAAGACUGGAGAGCUAAAUUAAAGGAGUAUAAUAUUCCCUUCUCUGAUUUGAUUACGAUGAGGAAAUUCUUGGGGGAUGAAGUUAAGAUUCAAUCUUGGAAUAUUUGUGGAUUACCAAAGGAUGACACUUCUAUUGAAAAUGGUAUCAUCAUAGAUAAGAGUAGAAGAUGGACUUUGAUGAUUGAUCCACAAUCAUAAGCUAAUAAAUACAUUAAGACUAUGGGUAAAGAUUUACCAGAAGGAUUGGAUGUCUUAAAAUAAUCAGAUUAAAAUUUAAUGAGAACUUUGGAGUUGGCUAUUCAAUUUGGUAAAUGGGUUUUGGUAGAAAAUGUUGGAUUAUCCUUAGAUCCCUCUUUGGAACCCAUUUUAUUAUAAUAGAUCAGUAAGACCGGAACAUCUGCUACCAUAUAGAUUGGAGAUAAGAAUCUACAAUAUAAUUUUAGUUUCAGAUUCUUUAUGACAACCACUCUACCAAAUCCUCACUACUCUCCUGAAACUUCAGUUAAAGUAACCAUUAUUAACUUUGCAAUUACUCCUCUGGGAUUGGAAGAGCAGAUGUUAGCUUAAAUUGUAGCAUUGGAGAAUCCAAAUUUAGAAAAUAAAAAGACGGAAAUAGUUAGAAAGAAUGCAUAAGAUAAAAAAGAAUUAGUUAACAUAGAAGAUAGUAUUUUAAGAAGUUUGUCUGAAACCAAGGGAGAUAUUUCUGAAAUAUUGAUGGAUGAGACUCUGAUCAAUAAAUUAUAAAAUUCAAAGAAAUUUGCUGCUGAGAUUAAUCAAAGAGUGAAGGAUUCCAAAAUAACCGAAGCUCAAAUAGAUGAAGCAAGAGAAUCAUAUAGAUCAGUUGCAUUCAGAGCUUCAUUACUUUUCUUCUGUAUUAUAGAUUUAUCUACAAUUGAUCCUAUGUAUUAAUACUCUUUAUAAUGGUUCAUCAACCUGUUCACUUUAGGUGUUUAGAAUGCACCAGCAUCAUAGGUUUUGGAAGAGAGAUUGAGUCAUCUCAAUAACUUCUUUACUUACAUGUUGUAUGAAAAUGUUUGUAGAUCAUUAUUUGAAAAACACAAAUUACUAUUUUCAUUUAUGCUGACCUAUAAAAUAUUGAGUGCUGCUCAUAAAAUGAAUGAAGGGGAAUGGAGAUACUUAUUAUAAGGUGCUACAGGAGAUGUUUAAUUACCACCAAAUCCAACUGAAUGGAUUAGUGAGAAUACAUGGCCAGAGACCUAUAGAAACAUCUAUGGCAUGGCAGAAUUGACUAAUUUUGAUGGCAUUCUAUCUGAUUUCAUGAGUAAUUCUGAUAAAUUUAAAACUAUUUUUGAUGCUCCCAAUCCUUAAGAUAUUGAAUUUCCAGAACCUUGGAAUGAGAAAUUAGAUUCCUUUUCAAGAAUAUUGUUAUUGAAAUCAAUAAGAAGUGAUAAAGUUAUUCCAGCAAUACAAAAAUGGAUUGUAGAGAAGAUGGAUGAGAAAUUUAUCAUCCCACCUACAUUUGAUUUGAGUAAAUGCUACAAAGAUUCUACUCCUAAUACUCCACUUAUAUUUGUAUUGUCUCCUGGUUCUGAUCCUAUUGCAGAUCUAAUGAAAUUUGCCGAAGAAAUGAAUAUGACUAAGAGAAUUGAUUCCAUCUCUUUGGGUUAAGGAUAAGGUCCAAAGGCUGAAAAAUUAGUUAAAGAUGCUUUAGGCAGAGGCGGAUGGGCAUUGUUAAUGAAUUGUCACUUAGCAACAUCUUGGAUGAAUGAUCUUGAAAAACUUAAUGAAGAAAUGUAAGAUCAAGGCACAAAAGAUUUUAGAUUAUGGUUAACAUCCAUGCCUUCAAAAUCAUUCCCAACUAUUGUAUUAUAGAAUGGUGUUAAAAUGACACUUGAACCACCAAAAGGUCUUAGAAAUAAUAUGCUCAGAACUUACACCUAAUUAGAUGAUAAAACUUUAAGUGAUUGUAAGAAACCUGAGGAAUUCAAGAAAUUAUUAUUUGGAUUCUCUUUAUUCCAUGCAAUCAUUUAGGAAAGAAGAAAAUUCGGAGCCAUUGGGUGGAACAUUCCUUAUGAAUUCACAAACGAAGAUCUCACUGUGUGUAGAAGACAGCUAAAAAGCUUAUUAGAUGAUUAUGUACUCAUACCAUUCAAAGUUAUCAAUUACCUUGGAGCAGAAAUUAAUUAUGGUGGUAGAGUUACUGAUGAUAAGGAUGUGAGAUUGAUUAAAACCAUUCUGAAAUUGUACAUUUCCCAAGAAGCAUUAAAAGAAGGCUACUAAUUUUUAGUUCCCACUUAUUACCAACCCAAUGUAGGUGAAAGAUAGAACUACAUAGAGUAUAUUGAAAAAUUACCAUUGAAUCCUGAACCUGAAGCAUUUGGAUUGCAUAGCAAUGCUGAAAUAACCAAUGCUUAAAAUGAAACUAGAAUUCUCUUAGAAACACUAUAAUCUAUUCAACCAAGAACACAACAAGGAGCAGGUAAAUGCAGAGAAGAUGUUAUUGAAGAAUUAGCCAAUUUCGUUGAAUCCAAAACUCCUGAUUUAUUUGAUAUUGAUGAGAUUUCAAUCAGGUAUCCUACUGAUUACCAAGAAUCCAUGAAUACUGUUUUAGUUCAAGAACUUAUUCGUUACAAUAGAUUACUAGCUAUUAUGAAAACUACACUCUCUAAUGUUAAAAAAGCACUUAAAGGACUCAUUGUGAUGUCUGAAGAAAUGGAAAAAUUAUCAAACAGUCUUUAUGAUAAUCAAGUGCCUCAGUUAUGGGCAGAAAAAGGAUUUCUAAGUUUGAAACCCUUGGCUUCUUGGACUUAGGAUUUACUAGAUAGAAUAGCCUUUCUUAAACAUUGGGUAGAAAAGGGAACACCUAAAGUAUUCUGGAUUUCUGGUUUCUUCUUCCCUUAGGCUUUCAUUACUGGUAUGGUACAAAACUAUGCCAGAAAACAUGUCAUUGCUAUUGAUAAGUUGCAAUAUGAGUAUAUUGUGUUGGAUACUCUUACUCACACAGGCGUAACUGAGAAACCAGAAGAUGGAGUCUAUAUUUAUGGAAUCUUUCUUGAGGGAACUAAGUAUAUUAUUCAUUUAAUUUCAUUAGGUGGGAUUAUAAGAGACAUUUGAUAUCACAACCAAAAGUUAAAGAAUUAUAUUCUGAUUUACCCCUAAUGCACUUGCUACCAUAUGAUCCAUCACAAAUUGAAGUAUAACCAAAAGAUCCAAAAGAAAAAAAGAUAUUCAAAUACCAAUGUCCAUUGUAUAAAGUAGUUUCAAGGGUAAGCAUUCACAAUAACUCUAGGCUGGUACACUCUCAACAACAGGACAUUCUACAAAUUUUGUCAUGCCACUUGAAUUGCCAUCAAGAGAUGAUGAAGAUGUUUGGAUUAGAGCAGGUGCUGCAGCUUUCCUAUCGCUAAGAUAUUGAAAAUAAUAUAUAUUUUAAUUUAAU
Paramecium octaurelia is the source of this 12641-nucleotide messenger RNA. The record is from the annotation of a GenBank genome assembly. NCBI's taxonomy places the organism in Eukaryota, Ciliophora, Oligohymenophorea, Peniculida, Parameciidae.